This is a messenger RNA of Brettanomyces nanus, 1437 nucleotides long. RefSeq lists its product as uncharacterized. NCBI's taxonomy places the organism in Eukaryota, Fungi, Ascomycota, Pichiomycetes, Pichiales, Pichiaceae. The coding region runs from base 1 to 1437 and encodes 478 amino acids. The transcript has a single exon. Gene Ontology annotation, molecular function: ubiquitin binding. The record is from RefSeq and is a predicted model, not a curated record. Gene Ontology annotation, cellular component: endoplasmic reticulum.
AUGCUUCCGGAUCAGGAGGAAACACUUUCUCAGUUCCAGUCAAUAUUGAGCUCCACUCUUUCACGUGACGAGCAAAUCGGACUUCUUGAAUCACACGAUUGGAACAUUGAGCUUGCAUUACUUGCCUACAACGAGCAGCACCCCCUGGAGGCCAGAUCUGUCCAAUUACAGAGUCAAACGUCAUCGAAUCGCUCGCAAAUGUCCGAUUAUUUAUUAAGAGAUGGAUCCACAGCGGUCCAACCGUCAAAGAUCCAUCGAAUCUUCAACAGAUUACUCAAAGUUACAGGAGAUGCUCUAGUGUACCUUAUUAUUGUCCCGUUUUACCUCUUGUAUAAGUUGAUAGGACUUAUAUUACUUAUCUUUGUUGGAUAUUUGACCCCAGUGGUAAGAAAAAUUCAACAGAACAGACACUACAAACUUGUGAAGAAGCUAAAUGAUCCUACAGACGUGGCACGUCGAUUUAUUAUGGAGUUUGAUGAGAUGAUCGGCAAUAGAGUAAAGCCAGAGAAUGAUGAUGAUGCGGCAGACACUCCCUUAGAGAUUGAUCGUCCCGACUUUUUGGAAUGUGCAUACUCACAGGCAUUAUACACUGUGAAGAAGGAGGCGCGGUGGUUGAUGAUAUAUGUUCAUAGUGAGGAACAUGAAUUUACUCAGCAUUUUGUGAAUGGUGUUUUGCUCAAUGCUGAGUUCCUACAGUUAAUUAGGGACCGUGGUUUCCUUUGCUGGGGAGGAAGUAUCAAAGAAAGUGAAUCUUUCUUGGUGACGAAUCAGUUUAAGGUGAGCCAGCUUCCAUUCUUGGGAUUACUGUGUCUCACUGUAAAUCAGACACCUACCGCUUCUGGCAUGCAGCAAUCUGCACCUAUACUAUCACUUGUGUGUAAGAUUCAGGGUGAUUUGAAUGUGGAUGAAGUGAUUGCUCGUAUGAGGCGAGCAUACGACAAGUUCAAUCCUACGGUUGCCAAUUUGAGAGCAGAGUAUGAGAGACAUAGCCAAGCCCGAUUGAUGCGCAAAUUACAGGACCAGGCGUAUGAAAAGUCGCUACAGAGGGACAAGGAGCGUAGACUGGAGAAGGAGAGACAGGAUAAGCAGGAGCAGCUGGAGAAACAAUGGAGAAGGUGGAGAAAAUCGAUGCUUCGGCCGGAAAUGGAUCUGUUGGGAGAGUACGCUCGUGUGGCUAUUCGACUUCCUGAUGGAGGUAGAAAGCAAUUUAAGUUUGACAAGCAUUGCAAACUAGAAGAAUUGUAUGCAUAUGUGGAAUGUAUGCAUGAACAGUUAACAGAUGGAGAGGUGGUAGCUAAGCCAGAAGGAUUCCAGUACAAAUAUACGUUCAAAAUUGUCUCUGUUAUGCCGAGAAAGGAAGUCGAACCGGACGAAACUACGGAGCUUAAAGAUUGUACAGCGGUUUAUCCAAGUGGUAACCUCAUUGUGGAAAUGUGA